This is a messenger RNA of Manis pentadactyla (Chinese pangolin), 3035 nucleotides long. It is a transcript of the gene TMEM68, whose product is annotated as transmembrane protein 68. The transcript has 9 exons. Gene Ontology annotation, molecular function: acyltransferase activity. The record is from RefSeq and is a predicted model, not a curated record. Bases 623 to 1612 code for a protein of 329 amino acids. Gene Ontology annotation, cellular component: membrane. NCBI's taxonomy places the organism in Eukaryota, Metazoa, Chordata, Mammalia, Pholidota, Manidae.
CCCGCUGGGCCUCCGCGCGCUCCUCCCUGCCCGAUGCCGGGCGGCGCGUCAGUCUCGCGGGGCUAGGAGCGGCCGCGGCCGCGCGUCCAUUCUCCUGGGGCCGCUCGGGAGCCGCCGGCCCGGACGGGCAUGCUCUGCUCCCCGCAGGACUCGGGGUUUGGUCCAGGCACCGGAGCGGCAGGGAGGGGAGGCCCUUCUGGGUCACAAAGAUCCUAUUCACCUCGCCCUGCAUCUCCCUCGCGCUCAAAACCUCCAGUUGGGCUUGUUUCCUCUCAACUUAGGUGGUGGGGCGAGGUGACUCCAGACUCACUAGAGGCCUCUUCUUUUGCCGAGAGAUUUGAUUCCGGCAUCUGAAUUGAGCCUACCACGUAUAAAAGCUAAAGGAAAUGACGUGAUUAUCACGAGAGUGUAGUUGAGAGGCUACGUGAGUGGUGGCAGAGGGAUCGCGCGUCCAGACCCAUCAAGACUCCUGCCAUCCUAGUUGGGGAAGCUCUCAUUUUAAAAAGUAAAUACAUACAUUGAAGCUUGGGACAAGAUAUUUCUUUAAUUUCUGUGGCAAAAUUAAAGACCUGCCAUGACAAUGAAGAAGGAGACAGAAUUUGUCAUUUUCACCUAAAGAAAGAUGAUAGACAAAAAUCAAACCUGUGGUACAGGACAGGAUUCUGUGCCCUACAUGACUUGUCUGAUUCACAUACUUGAAGAAUGGUUUGGUGUGGAGCAAUUGGAGGACUAUUUGAAUUUUGCAAACUAUCUCUUGUGGGUUUUUACACCACUGAUACUUUUAAUACUCCCUUACUUUACAAUAUUUCUUCUCUACCUUACUAUUAUUUUCUUACACAUUUAUAAGAGGAAGAAUGUAUUAAAAGAAGCCUAUUCUCAUAACUUAUGGGAUGGUGCAAGGAAGACAGUGGCAACUCUGUGGGAUGGACAUGCAGCAGUUUGGCAUGGUUAUGAAGUUCAUGGGAUGGAAAAAAUACCAGAAGGACCAGCACUUAUAAUUUUUUAUCAUGGAGCUAUUCCCAUAGAUUUUUACUACUUCAUGGCUAAAAUUUUCAUCCAUAAAGGCAGAACUUGCCGAGUAGUAGCUGAUCACUUUGUCUUUAAAAUUCCAGGGUUUAGUUUAUUACUUGAUGUAUUUUGUGCUCUACAUGGACCAAGAGAAAAAUGCGUUGAAAUUCUGAGGAGUGGUCAUUUGUUAGCUAUUUCUCCAGGUGGAGUUCGAGAAGCCCUACUUAGUGACGAAACCUACAACAUCAUAUGGGGCAAUCGUAAAGGCUUCGCUCAGGUUGCAAUUGAUGCAAAAGUGCCCAUUAUUCCUAUGUUUACACAAAAUAUCCGUGAAGGAUUUAGAUCACUUGGAGGAACAAGGUUAUUUAGGUGGCUUUAUGAAAAAUUCCGCUAUCCAUUUGCUCCAAUGUAUGGAGGCUUCCCAGUGAAGUUACGCACCUAUUUAGGUGAUCCUAUUCCAUAUGAUCCAAAGAUAACAGCAGAAGAAUUAGCUGAAAAGACAAAGAAUGCUGUUCAAGCUUUGAUUGAAAAGCACCAAAGAAUACCAGGAAACAUUAUGAGUGCUUUGUUGGAACGUUUUCAUAGAAAACAAGAGGUCAACUAGAAGGUGAUUUAAUGAAUUUGUAUUAAUAUGUUUGUGUCUAUAGUACUCUUUUAAAUUUUAUAGGCUGUAUAAUAUCUUUUUAAAAAUCAUGUUAGCGUCUUUCACUGAACUUGUUUGUUUAAAGUUUGUAUUGUUGGUUUGGUGUUGCAAUCAGUUAUGUCAAAUUUAAAUAAUAGUUUGUUAUAUGCUUAAUUCAGAGAAUGAUCAUUUUCUUUUUAUAAAUUCCUGUAAUGUAUGAUAACCAUUUACAUUUUUAAAGUUGAUUUAUGAAUAACAGCAAUUUAGGUUAAACAAACAUUCCUAAAUAAUGCAUCUAAUUUUUGUAUCUGUUGCACUGAGCUAAUUUUACACAAUGGAAUGACCAAGGGUUUUGUAAAGACUAAGAAGUAAGUUAGAAGGAAAAUGCUCUUUUAUCUAUCCCUCAUUCCUUUCAUUACUUUGGGAAAAUCAUGUAAUGUUUCUGUGCUUCAACAAUUUACUUUUUAAAAACAUGUUAAUACUAUGGUGAGGAAUAUUAUUUUAACUUCUUUAUAUUUGCUGUGAUUGAUAACUAUAGAACUGAGAUUAUAACUGAAUUAACUAAACAAUACCAAGAAUUUUUAGAAGUUUAUGUAUAUAUUUCUAUGUAGGUUGUUUAAAUUAUUUCUUUAGGUAUAAUGUCAAGUUGCCAAGCACAAUAAAAAAAAUGUACUGUCUUUCAAAGUGAAUAAAAAAGAAAUUAGGAAAAGUAAAAUUCUAAUUAUUGUUAUUAUUUUUAGUAUUAUGUUUUUAAUGAGAAUCUACAGACAGUAUAGGAUAUGUUGUACAUUGUCAGCCCUAUAAUAGGCAUUUAAUAGCAUAAGGUUACAAAUUACUGUUGUGCUCUGCAUUUCAUAUGUUAGAAGCUGAUUCUAGGCUGAUAAAAGCAGAGAACUAAAGGAGGCUCUGCUUAUGCUCAGUAUUGUGAUUUAUUCAGUUUGUCUUUGCAACCAGUCAAAUGGUUUAUUGUUUCAAUAAAAAUAUACUUGAAUGAUGAAUUUAUGUGAACACAAAGCUUUCUGAAAAAUUAAUGGCUUUUGAUUUGUUGUCUCCUUGAAAUAUGAAUUUUAAAAGUAUUUAAACAGAAUAGUUCCAGAAGUCAAAUACAGUAUCUCUCUCCCUUUUUUGGCUAUUAAAUUACUUGGAUUUUUAUACAGUUUUUUUUGUAUAUCAAGUAUGUAUGUAUAUCUAUAAUGUAUAUAAAACUAAGCAACAUAAAAAUAAAAGUAAAGCUGAAAUGCAGUUCAUUUUCUUGUGAAAAUUGCAUGUGACAUAUUCUCAUUUUAAAACUGAUUUUUUUUUGUUUUACUGUUUAUUCUCAUCCACAAUCAUACUCAUCUAUUUCAGCCACCUUGAAGAAACCUUACUUUCCAAUGUAAUAAAUACACUUUAAUUUCAAUGAAAA